This is a messenger RNA of Penaeus indicus, 1846 nucleotides long. RefSeq names its product kynureninase-like. The transcript has 9 exons. The record is from RefSeq and is a predicted model, not a curated record. Lineage: Eukaryota; Metazoa; Arthropoda; Malacostraca; Decapoda; Penaeidae. Gene Ontology annotation, molecular function: kynureninase activity; pyridoxal phosphate binding. Bases 105 to 1469 code for a protein of 454 amino acids. Gene Ontology annotation, cellular component: cytoplasm. Gene Ontology annotation, biological process: NAD+ biosynthetic process.
CCCUUGCAGGAGGCAGUGAGUUCGGUCGAGUCUUCCCGUGCUCUGCUCACAUAUUUAGCACAGCUCUUCCCUUUCUUCUAUCGUGCUUCAUUAUCGGUGAUACAAUGUCUAGCCCAGACGUGGUCCUUGCAGCACGGGCGGCGCGGGCCGACGUUGGUUUUCUCAGCAAAGGUUUCGCUGAAUUGUUAGACCUGGAGGAUCCCUUGCGAGAUUUUAGAGGAAGAUUUGAUUAUCCGAAGAAGGGCGCUUUGCCCGAUGUUAAGGUAGAAGGCGAAGAGACUGCAGAAGAGUGCUUGUAUUUCAGCUCCCUGAAUCUAGGUCUCAAACCAAAAGAGGCAGACUCUGCUGUACAAACUCAGCUGGAAAAGUGGGGCCUCCUGGGCGUUGCGGCCUAUGGGGCAAAGCCUUUGCCCAUCCACGUCUGCGACAGUUUCGGGACCGAAAUGAUGUGUCGACUGGUGGGAGCCGAUCCGCGAUCUGUCGCCUUGAUGAAUGGACUCACCGUGAACCUUCAUCUUCUGUUUAUCUCGUUUUAUCAGCCAACUCCUCAGCGUUACAAGAUACUGACUGAGGCCGCAGCUUUCUGUUCUGACAUGUACGCAUUCAGAAGUCAGGCUGAGAUGCGAGGCUAUGAUCCAGAUGACGCGGUGGUUGAGGUUUCUCCUAGAGAGGGUGAAUAUACGCUCCGUACAGAAGACAUCAUUAAGGUGAUCGAGGAACAGGGCGACACCGUGGCUGUGGUAUGCAUGAGCGGAGUGCAGUACUACACGGGCCAGAAGUUUGACAUGCAGGCUAUCACGAGGGCGGCGCAAGCGGCGGGCGCUCUGGUCGGCUGGGACCUGGCGCACGCCGUGGGCAACGUCGACCUGCGGUUGGACGAGUGGGGCGUCGACUUCGCUUUCUGGUGUUCCAAUAAGUACCUCUGCAGCGGGCCCGGCGCGAUCGGCGGCGCUUACGUGAACGGGCGCCACCACGGGCGGCGGGCGGCGCACCUGAAGGGCUGGUGGAGCAACCGAGAUUCAACGCGGGUGGAGAUGCGGGGCGAGUGCGACACCGCUGAGGGUGCGGGCGCCUUCAGGAUCACCACGCCUUCGCCCAUCCUCGUUGCCAUGGCCUGCGUUAGCUUACAGAUUCUGGACGAGGCAAGGAUGCAACGCAUGGUGGAGAAGCAGUUCCUUCUGACGGGGUUCCUGGAGGCGCUCCUCAAGAGGCAUUUCGGCGGCAGCGGAGAGGAGGCGCCGCUGAGGAUCAUCACGCCCGAGGACCCCGCCCAACGUGGCUGCCAGCUCUCCAUUCUCUUUCCUGCGGGCGCGGCGAAGGUCCACGCUCGGCUGCAGGAACGCGGGGUAGUGUGCGACCUGAGAGCGCCGCGAGUGCUGCGUGUGGCACCGUCGCCUCUGUAUAAUUCCUUCACAGACGUCUUCACUUUCGUUCGAGUCCUUUUGGAAGUGAUGAAGGAAACCCAUUAAUGGAAAAUGGCAAGAGGCACAGUGCUAUAUGACCAUUGAUAUAUAGUGUAUAUAUGUUUCUUUGUUUUUUAUUUCUUUUUUUUUUUUUCUUUUUCUUUCUUUUUUUUUCUUUUUUCUUUUUUCUUUUCUUUUUUUUUACCAUUAACCAUUAACCAUUGGCAGCGUAUAAUCUUUUGCUGUACAUUGGUUAUAUAGCUGUGCUGUACAAUUAUACUAUAUAAAACUUUUUUUUUGACUUGUGUAUGUCCUUGUAGUCACUGACUGUCACCAAACCCAUGUACAGCAACGUUGAUAUAUGUAGGUAUACUUAUAUAUAUGUAAACAUAUAGGGUUAAAUAACUGUAUUGUUGACAUUAUGUUUUGCUUAUGAUUUUUGC